AUGCAAGCGAAUGGUUCUCACCAGCAGAGGGCGUUGGAAAUGCCCGAGAUCGUGACGUUGAUUCUACGCCAAAUGGACAUGGGCACCCUGCUUACCUCUCAACGAGUCUGUCAUAUGUGGGCGGACUUGAUCCGCGAGUCAAAGACCCUCCAACAAGACCUCUACUUCUUACCUACUAUCCAUGAAGACAAUAAAGCGCUCCGAUAUCGCAACUCAUUGCUUGCCGAGAAAUUCCAGUUCCUAAAUUCACUGGUGGAUCUUAACGACGAGCACAAGUAUGCCUUUGAGGGAUCGAGGGAGUGCGAGUGGAGCGAUAUCAGCCUGAGAAAUUUGGAUUUGUUAAAAUCUGCAACGAAGCAAGAGCAGUAUAUGCGCCCUGAAGCAAGCUGGCGCCGCAUGCUGACGCACCAACCACCUUUAUACACGGUGGGCAAGUUCGAUGGAGGGAGCGGACGAUUCGGUACAAGAUGGACCCAGUCAAAAUCUCCAGAACAAGUGAACGGUCUUCGAUUGGAAACACUAUUUUAUUGGAUUGCCAACUUACUACUUCAGUCGGAGUGCGAAAUCUCGAUCUAUAUUGGGGGAAGCUUGACUACUGAUGUCAAGCAUGUGCAUCAUGGGAGAUCCACAGGUUGGCGGUCUAGGGAGGUAAAUGGUGACUGGGAUAGAAUGGUUAGGGAAUUCGAUCUUGUCCUAGCUCAGAAAUUUCCCUUUUUUGGGAGUUGUUGGUUUCAGGAUUCCGAUGGCGAAGAAGAAGCUCGUAAGCCAACCCAAAACGAGUCAAUUCUGGCGCAGAUUCAUGGGCUUCGCCAGGAAAUGUCUAGGAUAUUACACGGUCUGGAUUUUGAAUCUUACAAUGAGGGCUCGGAUCACAGUAUAUGA
Molecule: messenger RNA, 882 nt
Organism: Penicillium cosmopolitanum
Lineage: Eukaryota; Fungi; Ascomycota; Eurotiomycetes; Eurotiales; Aspergillaceae
Exons: 1
Coding region: 1-882 (293 amino acids)
Molecular function (GO): protein binding
Source: RefSeq, a predicted model, not a curated record